AUGGCUAAUACGAAUUCUGAUAGCUACAAAUACAUUUUGUUUGAUAACAUUAAUUCAUCAGUAAUUACGAAUUCUCACAUCUCCAAACCAAAGACAAACUCUGUUAAUGUUAAUGAACAAACUCCUUUAAUAUCAACUUCUCAGCUUUUCUUGCACACUUUGAUAUCGAAUAACUAUUCCAAAAACGCUUCUGAUGGUAAUAGCAAUGGUCUUCAUGCUAGUACUUAUUCUAGCAGCUAUUCUAACAGUCGCUCUGGCACUAAUAAUAUUAGCAGAAUAAAUCACAGAAAUGAUGCCAAUCAUAUUAUCUUACUCGAAAAUUCAAAGAAUUCAAUAAUCAGUAAGAUUUUUAAGAGUUUAAAUUUUUUUUUUGUUUUAUUUUCAUCUUUGGCUUUGAUAGCUGCAGCCUCUUUGAUAACUUUUACCUAUCUUAACCAAGACUCUCUUCAAGAAUGCUUUUCGUCUUCGACUGUCAUUGAACCUGAUUUUCUUAAUACCAAAAUUACUUUAAAUGAUAAUGGAUUUGUCUUAAAGACUAGCCUGAAUUUGACUUUUGACUACUCUAAAAUCUUGAAUGCAGAUUCAAAAUCAAAUUCACUUGUUAGUUUUGACGAAAAUUUAGAAACAAGUAUUCAAUCAACAUCAAUUGAUAACCCUUUUGACAAAAAAAAGAUUUAUUACUACAUAAUUAAAACUAUAACUGAUUUGAUAUCUCCAAUAACAAUAAUACCAUUAGAUUCUAUUAAAUUGUCUGCUCAAUUUCAGAAUAAUAAUUAUCAAUUUUCCAGUUUAAAUUUUUUAAAUAAUAAUAGUUUUGAAAUUAAUUUGAAAGAUAAUCAAACAAAUUUUUUAUCUCCUGAAGUAAAUAGUGAAAUUUAUCCAAAUAGUACCAUGGAAAUUUUAUCAGAUCUAAUUGAUUAUUACUUGCUCAAUCCCAACAAUACCAUUUAUAAAAUCAAUGCUAAUAUGAAAGGGGAUUUCUUAUUAACAUGGUCAUUUGUAUCUUUCAACUAUCACGCCUUUUACCAAAAAGACAUAAAACUAGAUCUUAAACUUUUAAACAACUAUCAAAAUUAUUUUCCUAACUUGAAUAUUUCUAAUAUUUUUAAUCCUACAAAAGAUAUUGAUAUUGUUGAUUUUAGUAUUUAUAACACCUCAGACUCACUAAUUACUAAUUUGCAAACAAAUAUCACCUAUCAUGAUUUACCAGGCUUGAAAUAUUAUUUAGAUCAAAAUGACAUAUUUUUAGAUUCUUCAAAUUGGGUAAUUUCUUUACCUGAUCAAAACCAUGAUAGGUUAAUUCCUCUAACAAAAAUUUUCAUUCAUCCAAUUGAAUUUUCAACUGGUUUGUCAUCAUUUUGCAUUAAUCUAACCUCCACCAUAAACAGUUUAGAUCCUCGUUUAUUGCAAAAUAAUAUUAGCAAUUCCGAUAAUAUGAUUGGUGCAAUUGAAGCUUCCAAAACUGAUUCUCAAAUCUCUCUUUUAAAUCAAUUUAUUUUUAAUAUUAUGAAUCGAGAAAGAUUUUCAAUUUAUGUUAAUGGGGAAAAUGAAGUUCAUGACAUCUUCAAUUUUAAAAUUGAAUUGCCUAAUUGGUUUAAGCAAAUAUCCAAUAGGCUUCAUAUUCCAUUAACAAUAAAUUAUCCGGUGGUAGAUUUAUUUUUACCAAAAAACAAUAAUACUAACGAUACUUCAAGCUCAAUUAACAUGAAAUCCGUAAUCAAAGAUGCAGAACUCAUUGAUGUUUCAAUCACUUUACCUAAGAGUUCAUUGCCAAUUUUAGAUCUUGAUUUAAUUUUAAUUGUUCAAUUUCCUCAAAGUUUAACAAAUUUGGAGUUUGAUCUUAAUAAAUUCAAAACAGAGAAACUAAUAUUGAGUUAUGAAUGCAUAGAUAACAAAUCUCUUGGUUUUGUCAUGGAUGAAUGGCAAGAUGUAAUAAUUCAUGAUUUUAUUUUUUCGAAUGAUCAUUACAAUCAAAAAAUAGUUGAAUUAAAAUUGAGAAAUUUGCAGAUUGAUCUAUUCGAUCCAGAUGUCAUAUCUUAUUUGAUCAAAAAAUUUAUUCUAAAACAAGAUGGGGUUGAUGAUAAUAAUAAAGCUGAUUUGGUUUUUAUAGAUUCUGUUUUUGAUAUCAACUUGUCAUUACCCUCAAUUUUUCCCUUAUCCAAUAGUGAGUUUCAAGAAUUUGAUAACUUGCCAGUAAACUUGAAUUGCAAUAUCACUACCAUUUUCAAUGAAUCUUCUAAUAAUACAAUUGGCGACUAUAUAAGUAACUUAACUGUUAUAAUUGAUAAAAUCACCUACAUUGACUCAAACUCAGAUAAUUUUUUGCUUCUUGAACUUGAUAUUAAAGUGUUUAAUCCAUUCAACUCAUCUUUCAGUUUCAAUUUACCUAAAGAAAAUCAAAUUUUCAUUCAAUACAAAUAUAACAAUACGAUUUUGGGGGAAGUAUAUUUCAAUAAUAUAACGGUAGAAGCAUCAAAUCUUUUUCAGUUUUCUUUUUUUUUCAAAGUUAAUCAGAUUGAUGUUUAUCAUCAGGAAAAUAAAUUAUUAUUGGCCGAAUUUUUGAGUAGGUUUGUUUCCAAUACUAAUGACACAAACCCCGUUGUCCAGCUUCAAGGCAAAGAAAUAACAAAUUAUGAUGAUGAUCGGGUUACUAAAGUAUUAAAAGCAAUAGAGGUUGCAGUCCCUUUACCUGAUUUUAGAAACUCUCUUGCUUCCACAAGAUACUCGAACAUGAUUUCUAGUGAUGAUGAAAAAGGCUUUAUACUAAGUGUAACCUUGCAUAUUUUCAGUUCUGAAAUUGAAUGUGAAGUGUAUAAUCCAGUCCAAAAUCAAAACUUGGAACUCAACAUUGUUGAAGGAAAAGCAUAUUAUGAAGAAACAGAACUAGGGAAAUUAAGAGAUAAAAAUGUGAAAAUGGUUAUUCCUCCAGGAGUUUAUAAGACACCUAGAAUACCCAUUGUUGUAAACAAAGGGAUAGCUUCAAACAUAUUAAAGAAAGCAUUAAAUGGUGAGUUAAAAGUUAAAACAGUUUGUCAAUUUUUGAUGAAGCUUGGUAAUUUUGAGGUGCAAUUAAAAUAUAUUGGAACUGAUAUGGCAACUGAUAUACGAAUUUAA
Molecule: messenger RNA, 3114 nt
Organism: Ascoidea rubescens DSM 1968
Lineage: Eukaryota; Fungi; Ascomycota; Saccharomycetes; Ascoideales; Ascoideaceae
Exons: 1
Coding region: 1-3114 (1037 amino acids)
Source: RefSeq, a predicted model, not a curated record